Closterium sp. Naga37s-1 is the source of this 708-nucleotide messenger RNA. The record is from the annotation of a GenBank genome assembly. Lineage: Eukaryota; Viridiplantae; Streptophyta; Zygnematophyceae; Desmidiales; Closteriaceae.
AUGGAGGAAGAAGGGGACCGGCCUGGCAGCUCUAUCGGCAGCGAUGGCAGCAGCGGUGCGAGGGAGGGAGUGGAUGUGCAGUCUGACACAUCUCAGCUGGCCUCUCCUGCAAGUCCGCAUCCCUCGGUGCAUGUGGUGCUGCUUUCCGCGCGCCCCAUCGUGCGCCGCUUCCAUGUGGCCAUCAACCACUCGCGUGUAGCUGCUUUCUCCCUCUGGCGCCCCACGUCUCCUCAGAACCAUGCACUGCUUCCUCUUGUGCCCACACGGCACCUCUCGCUUUCAACCAAUUCCACCCCUCUUCACCACCUCACAUGGAAAGCCGGCUUGCCUCUGCAGCAGCAGCAGCAGCAGCCUGGAAAGAGCCAUGAUGCUGGCCACACAGUUCCUGCAAGCGGCGGUGCUAGCGGUGGUGAGGGAGUUAGUCAUUCGAAGCUACAACCCACUGCCCUGCUUGUGCUCCACAUGCGGGAGAGAAUUGUGGAAAAGACACGAGGCCAGGAGGAUGAGGAUUCCAGGAGGCCGCUGGUGACCGUGAGAGGGGACGUGAGCCUUGACGAUGGGGAUGCCCACGAAAUGGAGAGCUUUGACGAGGGAGUUGAAUUGAGCUUGAAAAGGGUUGUCGAAUCUUUGCCGCCGUACGUGAGCGUGUUUGCCAAGAGCUCCUUUCCGUUCCCCUUCACAUUUGUGCAUAGGCUGUUCAUUGACUAG